Messenger RNA from Acanthopagrus latus (yellowfin seabream), 2568 nucleotides. Its product is annotated as adhesion G-protein coupled receptor G2-like. Bases 176 to 1594 code for a protein of 472 amino acids. Gene Ontology annotation, biological process: cell surface receptor signaling pathway; adenylate cyclase-activating G protein-coupled receptor signaling pathway. The transcript is spliced from 11 exons. Gene Ontology annotation, cellular component: membrane. NCBI's taxonomy places the organism in Eukaryota, Metazoa, Chordata, Actinopteri, Spariformes, Sparidae. The record is from RefSeq and is a predicted model, not a curated record. Gene Ontology annotation, molecular function: G protein-coupled receptor activity.
CACUACUUCUUUAACUACUACUACUUCUUCUCCUACUACUACUACUUCUUCUCCUACUUCUUCUUCUACUACUACUACUACUACUUCUCCACCUCCUCCUUCUUCUUCUCCUAUUUCUGUUACUUUCCCCACCCCUGCCAACAGUGGCAGCAGCCUCGAAAAUGCCGCAAAAAUCAUGAAUGAUAUCACUGCCCUGGUGGAAAUGUUGGGGAAUUACACCUCAGCAGAGAUUUCGAGCGGAGAUAUUAAAGGAGUCAUUACGAAACUCGCCGAGAAAGAACAAGGCAGUAUCAGCGUCAGUGUUACAACAAAAAACGAAGUCAAGAUUCUUGACGAAAACUAUGAUUCCGAGACAAAGUACUCUAAGUUGGUGCGCAUCCCCAAAGAGGCCAGCAGGAUGGCAGUAAAGAGGAAUGGCUCAUUUGCUGCAGUCGUGGUUUUUCCAGGAGUGCGUCAGGUUGACUCCGGCCGCACUUUUCUCAACAAUGAGAUGAUUGGAAUUGAAAUGGGGACAGCCAUUUCCAAUCUCUCAAAAACUAUAGACAUUCAAUACAAUGUCACGGACAAGAAUGGAUUAAACGCCACUUGUGUGUCGUGGGAUGGCAAAGGAAAACCAGAAAAAUGGAUCACGGAUGGCUGCGAGACAAAUGAGAAAAAUGGCAGCAUCACAUGCCAGUGCUCUCAUCUGACAUUUUUUGCAAUACUGAUGUCACCCGUGCGUCAGAACAUAAGCGCUUCAGAUUUCAGAGCUCUGACCUACAUCACAUCAGUUGGCUGCGGCAUGUCACUGUUCUUCUUGGCAGUGGCUCUCUUCAUGCAUUGUCUCAUCAGAAAAGGCAAAGCAAGCGAUGCAACUAAGAUCCUGAUCAACCUCUUCGUCGCCAUGUUCACCCUGAACUUGUCCUUCCUGGUCAACGAGAGCGUUGCCAACCUGAGGAUCUUCGGCGCAUGUGUGGCGAUGGCGGCGACUAUGCACUACACCAUGUUGGCCACUUUCACCUGGUUUUUCAUGGAGGCCAUACACUUGUACUUUAAUCUGUGGAAGCUCCCUGCAGAGAUCAAACACUACCUGACCAAGGUUUACGUCGCAGGAUGGGGCACACCGGCUGUGGUGGUGACUGGUCUCCUUGCCUCUCAAAACUAUGGCUACGUGGUCAUUCAAACUGACAAUGGGAGUUCAUCCAAAAUGUGCUGGAUCCCUGAUGCUGCUGUCCACCAGGGGGUGAACAUUGGUUACUAUGCCAUCGUGUUCCUCUUCACCUUUGCAGUUUUCAUCACAACCGUGCGUCAGAUUGUUACCAUAAAACCCAAAGAAGAGAAGGCCCAGAACGUCAGCUCCAUCAAGGCAAACUCUUUAUCCAUCAUAGGCCUGGUCCUCCUGCUCGGCAUCACCUGGGCCUUUGCCUUCUUCAGCUAUGGACCUCUGCUCGUGCCCUCCUACUACAUCUUCACCAUCCUCAACUCCUUUCAAGGUUUCUUCCUCUUCAUCUACUAUUACAAUUCCAGGAAGAGGGCCACAGGGGACAGUAACGCUGCAGGCAGCAGCGGCAGCACGGCUACAUCAAACACAGUGAGGACGUCCCCCUAUCAAUGAAGUGUCCGCACAGUACUGGCCAUUCUUCCAAAAAAAAAAAAAAGUGAUGUGAGAUUAUGUUGACACAAGAGGGCAGCAUUUCAUUUCAUCUGGUCAGGCACAAGCGCCGUCUGACUCACUGAGAAAACUUUGCAGCAAGGGUUGUGAUUCACUCAGAAUAUAUCACAACAGAGCGCCUAAAUGAAAGCUUUAGUCAUACACAGGAAUGCAAAUGUUUAAGAGGAAAAUAUUACCCCCUUUUGUGGCUGAUGUGUUUGUCACGUGGACUGAAGAUGGGGAAAAGAAGAAAAUCCCCUAAAGCUGAAGGGAAGUCUUGUCCCUCACAGGCUUAACGGUGUUGGGGGGCCGAGCUAGCCAGCUAGCGCUUUGCGUGCCUGCAGAUAAUUAGUUUGUGCCUACAGAGAGCAGUAUCCACUGUGCGGGGAGCCUGAACUGGCUAACAAGAAAAAAUGAGCUCAUGGCUACCUAGUGAUGGGAGGCCCGAGGGCACGGCAUGAUGUCGAAACUGUUCUCUGAAAUGUGAUUGUAUUUAAGUAGCAUUUAUAUCAUUUAAUGAGUUUAGUAAGUCUUGGCAAACUGCAAUGGGGAUUUUCUGAUCUUUGUUGUUGCCACCUAUGCAUUUUGUAUAUAUUUUUUUUUCUCUGUGUGUGAUGAUUCACAUCUGAUGUAUUCAACAUUCAAGAGUUCACAACAGUUCCAAUCUUUAACCAUGUUAUACGUUAUAUUUCUGAUUCCAUGUGUAUACUCUCUGCUGUUUUAACUUCAUUUGUUUGUUUGUUUUUUGUUGUUUUUUUAAUGGAAAACCAGUAAUGUUUUAUGAACUCAUUUGUAAUCACAGUGGUUUGUUAAAGGAUAAGUUCACCAAAAUUGAAAAUUCAAUCAUUACGUACACAUGAUGUGAGGAAAUUUCUGGAGAUUCACGGCUAAAAACAUGUCCUUUUUCUUUGUUGGUGUAAUAAAGUUUAUGGGAUCUC